Peronospora matthiolae is the source of this 1164-nucleotide messenger RNA. NCBI's taxonomy places the organism in Eukaryota, Oomycota, Peronosporomycetes, Peronosporales, Peronosporaceae. The record is from the annotation of a GenBank genome assembly.
AUGAGCGCCACGGAGGACAAAUUAAAAAGGGCUGCAAUUGAUCACCAGCAAGUUCUGACCCAAAACACCUUGCACUGUGUUGCGCGGACGUCGACCCCUCCGAGCAAGUAUGUUAUGCAAAAGAGGCGGGAAGAGGAAUCUUCAGAUCGCGAAGCUGCUCGCUACCGGCAACAGCCAGUUCCGCUAGCUUCACCAGCAAGUACGAACGAAGUUUUGCGUGUUGAACGUUCUCUGACAACGCCCCGAAGCUCUCUAGUUUCCGCAGAUGUGAAUAUGAAGUUUGAGCACAGACUGCGCGAGUCUGUGCGUCUUCGCCGGGAAGUGAAUCAACGCAGCCUGCCUGUGACGAGGAAACGACAAUUGCCGCGCCUGGUAACACCAGCGCGUUGCAAGACUCACUGGGACUGCUUACUAGAGGAGAUGAAAUGGAUGGCGACAGAUUUUACGCAGGAACGUAACUGGAAGCGAGUGCUGCAAUAUCGGCUUGCGGCUGACGUGAUGGUUGCGCAAAAUUUAGGCAGCGUACGUCAAGAACUAGAGAAUCGUCAGAUGGCACGUGAUGUUGCUUUACAGGUAUCGGCAUUCUGGCGCACGAUGGAACGGAUUGCUGCAAGGUCACGAGUGCGUCUUGAAGCUGCAGGCGAUCGUUCAGCUCGUGGUGAUUUGGAUGAUGCUGCCACAGGUGAGCACGCCACAGUUCAGGAAGAUCAUCGCAAACACGACGAUCUUGAAGUGGUUGGUGUGGGUGAUGAUACUUUACCCUUGAAGUACCAUACCAUCGAUAUCGCAACUCGCGGCGAGGUCGAUGUAAGGAGUGAUGGAAAAGAGGCGGUGCAAGCAGAAGCAGUGCUAGCAACUGCUAAAGCACACAUGAAUUAUAUCGUGAGUGCAGGAAAGCGAGCGCGCAGCGCCAUGACAUCUUUGUCAACCGGAUGUGCGAACACAAAUAGGUCUACAGCACGGUCUCUACGUGAGGUGGCAUUUCGAGAUUUGCAGGCACGGUGUACUGCAUCGCAGGUGAAAGGAGGGUCCACCAUUAUUCUAGCCGCUUUCCAGCUUCUGGCAUUGAGGUGGAUGUUGGACUUAUAUUCUAGCGGUCUUAACAUGUUUUUGAAUGACCAGCUCGGUAUGGGCAAGGCAGCCACAAUCGUUGCCUUUCUUUAG